AUGGCAGACCCGAAAGUGUGCGAAGAUCUUGUAAAAGAAAGAAAAAAAUGUACCUUCGAUGUAACGGAACUAACCAAUCUAAUUGAUGGGGGAGCUCAGGGCACUGAGGAAAGGCAUUAUGUUGAAAACUUAGUGCUCAGUACAGAAGGAUUGAGCACAAAGAAUGAGGUUCCAGAAGAAUAUCUUAGCCAUAAAGAAAGAUACGAGUAUGCCAUCAAGAAAGCUUGCAUCUUGUAUGAGGUUCUCAAGGAGUAUGCAGCUAAACAUAACACCAUGGAUGCGUUCAAACCCACAAAUAAGUACCGUGUGACGUUCGGUGUGGUAAAAGACAUAUCGCCGUUCAUGUUACACAUGGGUAUGUUCGUGCCGACCAUACUGAACCAGUCCGACCCUGAACAGAUGGCCGAGUGGCUGCCGCAAGCUAUGUCUAUGGGAAUCCUGGGAACUUAUGCACAGACUGAACUCGGCCACGGAACUUUCCUGAGAGGAUUGGAAACGACAGCUACAUACGAUCCUGCCACAGAAGAAUUUGUGCUGCACACUCCUACCCUCACUGCUUAUAAAUGGUGGCCCGGAGGAUUGGCACAUACAGCUAACCACUGCAUUGUAGUAGCCCAGCUGUACUCUAAGGGCGAAUGCUAUGGCGUCCAUCCAUUCUUCGUCCAAAUCCGUGACACCGACACCCACAUGCCUCUUCCUGGUGUGAAAGUGGGAGAGAUCGGACCCAAGAUGGGUUUCCAGACAGCUAACAAUGGGUUCUUAGGAUUUGAUCACUUCAGGAUUCCAAGAAGGAGCAUGUUGAUGAAGAAUGCUCAGGUCUUGAAAGAUGGAACAUACGUAAAAUCUAAAAACGAUAAGCUAACGUACGGCACUAUGGUGUUCGUGAGAGUCCUCAUCGUUACUGAUGUGGCAUACGAACUAUCAAGAGCUGCUACCAUCGCUGUCAGAUACUCUGCGGUCAGACACCAGUCACAACCAAAACCUGGUGAACCUGAACCCCAGAUCCUGGACUACGUGACACAGCAACACAAACUGUUCAUCGGAGUAGCCACCAGCCAUGUGUUCAGAGUAACGGGUUACUGGCUCUGGGACAGUUACUCCAAGGUCAUCGCUGACGUCGGCAAGGGCAACAUGGACCAACUGCCUGAGCUCCACGCCCUAGCAUGCUGUCUGAAGGCUGUGUGCAGUCGUGACGCGACAGCACGUGUUGAGGAGUUCAGGCUCGCGUGCGGCGGGCACGGCUUCAUGGCAUCCUCCAACCUGCCCAUCAUUAACGGCAUUGUGUCCGCCACGAUCACCUACGAAGGGGAAUACACCGUGCUCAUGUUGCAGACUGCGAGGUUCCUUGUGAAGGCUUGGAAGCAGGCGACACUGGGUAACGCGAUGACACCAACAGUGUCAUACUUGUUGCGAUUCUUCAAUAACGACCGCGUGCACUGGGAGACCAGCCCCGAGGGUAUCGUUAGCGGUUUCCUCGCCAUCGCUGCAGGGAAGACCAAGGCUGCCUGUGAAAGUCUUCAGGAGUACGAGAAGAGUGGCAUGGACUACGAAGACGCUUGGAACAGUGCCUCAGUUCAGCUAGUUAAUGCCAGCGAGGCUCACUGCCGCGCCAUCUUAUGUGAAGUGUCGUGGAGGGAGCUCUCUCGUCUUGCAGCGCAGUCAUCCCCGAGUCUGGGCAAAGUGCUGCUUCAGAUGGGUGAAUUGUACCUCAUCUAUUGGGCUCUGGAGAAACGAGGAGAUCUUCUACUGUAUUCAACAAUAACGAGGGCUGAUAUCGCCAAGCUGCAGGCCAGAUAUGAAGUCUUAUUGGGACUGUUGCGACCCAACGCCGUCGGUCUUGUCGAUGCUUUCGAUAUCAAGGAUGAGAUUCUAAACUCAACCCUCGGUGCGUACGACGGUCGCGUGUACGAGCGACUGAUGGAGGAGGCGCUGAAGAGUCCUCUGAACGCGGAGCCAGUCAACCAGAGCUUCCACAAGUACCUCAAGCCCCUAAUGAUGAAAGCGAAACUGUGA
This is a messenger RNA of Spodoptera littoralis (African cotton leafworm), 2013 nucleotides long. The record is from the annotation of a GenBank genome assembly. NCBI's taxonomy places the organism in Eukaryota, Metazoa, Arthropoda, Insecta, Lepidoptera, Noctuidae.